This is a messenger RNA of Aspergillus heteromorphus CBS 117.55, 1601 nucleotides long. RefSeq lists its product as uncharacterized. The record is from RefSeq and is a predicted model, not a curated record. Bases 201 to 1481 code for a protein of 426 amino acids. Gene Ontology annotation, cellular component: membrane. The transcript has a single exon. NCBI's taxonomy places the organism in Eukaryota, Fungi, Ascomycota, Eurotiomycetes, Eurotiales, Aspergillaceae. Gene Ontology annotation, molecular function: glycosyltransferase activity.
GUCUGGCGGGCGGUCGUCUACGCGAUCUUACCAGGUUGAAAGUUAACGGACAUCACAGGAACCCCCAUAUGGGCAUUGGGCAGGUCAUCCGGCUGUUCUCGAUCAUGAACCCGGUCGAUAGCAUCCCUUCCUGAUGGACCACCCUUUGGAUCACUACUUUAUGCCGAUGUGAUCAUACAUCAAUCCAUUUCACUUCCCCCAUGGCGCGCCUCCGCCCUCUCUCCCUGCUCGUCUCCCUGCUGAGCCUCGCCCUCGUCUACAGCCUCUACCACCAAUACUCCCUUCCUCCCUCGUCGCCGCCCCUCCAUCCUCUCCCUUCCGACUGUCCCUCCCGCCCAGACCUCAACGACAUUCUUGUCAUCCUCAAAACAGGCGUCACCGAAUCCCGCGCCAAAGUGCCUAUCCACCUAACCACCACCCUGCGCUGCAUCCCCAACUACGCCAUCUUCUCGGAUUUUAUCGAGCCACUCAGCCCCUCCCUCGCCACCCACGAUGUCCUCUCCUCCCUCUCCCCAAACCUCCUCGCCACCAACCCCGAUUUUGACCUCUACCGGCGCGUCCGCGACCACGGCCCUGCCGCUCUCACCCCGGCCGACCUCAACCCAGACAUCAACACCCCGAUCGGCAAGCCCAACAACCCAGGCUGGAAACUGGACAAGUGGAAAUUUCUCCCGAUGCUCGAACGCGCGCUAGCCGUGAAACCCGACGCGAAAUGGUAUGUCUUCAUGGAGGCAGACACCUAUCUCCUAUGGGACAAUCUGCUACCGUGGCUGCGCCGCUUCGAUUCCCGCAAACCGUGGUACUUAGGCAACCAGAUGCAGAUCGUCGAUGCGAUAUUCGCGCAUGGUGGGUCGGGAUUCAUCCUGUCUCGGCCGGCGAUGGUCAAGGCGAUGGAGAGGUGGAAACUGAGUGCGGACGCCUGGGAGACUGCGGUCGCGGAACAUUGGGCGGGAGACUGUAUGCUGGGGCUGUUGUUGGAGGAUUCCGGGGUGGAGCUGACUUGGUCCUGGCCCAUGGUGCAGAUUGCGCCCCCCGGGGAGAUGGAUUAUUUCUCGCGCGGGUAUGAGAAGAGGCCGUGGUGUCAUCCGGCCGUCUCAUUCCAUCACAUGGAUGAGCGGGGGAUAGUGGAGUUGGAGAGGUUCGAGAGGGAGGAGGGAGGGAAGGGGAAGAUGAUACUCUAUCGCGAUGUGUUUCUCAAGAUGGUCCGGCCGUUUGUGCAGGCCGUGCGCCAGGGGUGGGACAAUCUGGCGGAGGGGGAGGGGGUGCCGGUCAAGAGUUUCGCAGCUUGUCGCGGGGUGUGCUCACGCGAGGCACUCUGUCUGCAGUAUGCGUACAAUGAGACUGCCGGGGAAUGUCGCACGUCCAAGGUGCUCAUGCUGGGCCGGGGUGCCGGGGAUGUUGCCUCAGGGUGGAUGACGGAGCGCAUCGAUGCGGUGGCCGACAGUCUGGGCGAGUGUCGGACAAUCAGCUGGAUUGGUUGAUCUCUCCAGGCUCGUGACCGGCAUUCAUUAUAGUAUCCGAUAUAGAGCGAUUAAAUACUCAAGGAAGGUAGAAGUAAAUUGGGUUCGGUUGUCUCUAUCUUUGCUCACGUAGUGCCCGCA